AUGCUGCUGCGGCUUGGAGACGUGGUCAUGGUGAUCAAGUGGAAACCCCAGGAAACCUUCAACCAGAUCCAGUCCAGCCCCCUCCUGUGCGACCCUGUGGAGGAGAGGAAUAGCACCAAUCCCACAAGGACUCCGAGGCUGCCGGAUGCGACCAGCGCCGCCUGGUACAUCAUUGCCAUCAUCGGCAUCUACGGUGUGAUCUUCAUCUUCCGGCUGGCCAGCAACAUCCUCAGGAGAGAUGAGAGGUCCUUGGAGGACGCUUAUUAUUCAAAUUUAACCUCUGAGCUCAAGAGGAAAGGGUUUCAGAGCAAGUGCUCCCUCGUCAUCAGCAAUCCAGCUACCCUUCAGCCUCAAGGCGGCUUGGAACCGAAGGGUGAGGACCACAUUCACAUAGGGACCCAUUUAGUCCCUUGA
Messenger RNA from Mesocricetus auratus (golden hamster), 414 nucleotides. RefSeq names its product small integral membrane protein 34A (gene Smim34). The record is from RefSeq and is a predicted model, not a curated record. Lineage: Eukaryota; Metazoa; Chordata; Mammalia; Rodentia; Cricetidae.